Rotaria sp. Silwood2 is the source of this 3423-nucleotide messenger RNA. NCBI's taxonomy places the organism in Eukaryota, Metazoa, Rotifera, Eurotatoria, Philodinida, Philodinidae. The record is from the annotation of a GenBank genome assembly.
AUGAUAUUUUUUUAUGACAUUUUAUUAAAUAAAACACAAAACCAGAAUGAACAUAUUCUUUUCAAUCGAAUUAAUCAAUGGGAAAAAGAAUCUAUUUAUAAAAUUGAACAAACAGCUAAAGAAGCAAGAAUUGAAUUACAUCAAAUACUUGAUAAUAUUAUAGAUCAUGGAAAAAAGUCAUUGAAUAAAAUUUCUUCAGAAUUACGUCAAGCUCGAGAGUUCGAUAAUUUUUUCGAAAAUGAUCUUACUCAAUGGAUACAAAAAUUAAAUAAUCUUCGUACAGAAAUUAAAUAUUCUACUAGAAUUAUCAACGUGAAUAAUAUUGAUCAUUAUAUUGAUAUUGAAAAUGAUGGUUCGAUUGAAAAAGAUCAAACUAUGACAGAAUGGAUUAUACGACGUGAGGUCGAUAAACAAUCGAAAAGUGUUGUAACAAUUUAUCAUCCUACUGGACCGAGCUUUGUGUCAAUAAUAUCAACGAAACAAAAACUUUAUUAUAAUAAUUUAGGCGUCAGACUUGAUUGUUCAGCUAUUGGUACUCCAUCACCAGUGUUAACUUGGUUUCGGACGAACGGUAGUGAUGAUCGACCGUCAACAUUUGUCCAAUCUUCUGAAUUCAUUGAUGUCUUUGAAAACGGUACUUUAUUUAUUCGACCAUUUCGAGAUUAUUCAAAAUCUAUACAUGCUGGUAAAUAUAUUUGUCGAGCAGAAAAUCCAUCUGGUAGUAUACAAACAACACCGAUUCAGCUUAAACCACAAAUUUAUGAUACAUAUGAAAUUGAAGUUAAAAAUACAUAUGGAUAUAAACAAUCAUCAGCUAUUCUAUCAUGUGAAAUAUCACCACCAUCAGCUAGUUCUUAUGUACAUAUAAUAGGUUGGUUAGAAAAAGUAAAUAAUCAAAUCAUUCAACUUGAUUUACAACCGAAAACAAAAUAUAAUUUAUUAUCAAAUAAAAAUUUAAUUAUACAUAAUAUAACAGAUUCAGAUGAUAAUCGAACUUAUGCUUGUAUUGCUAAUAAUGAAAUGGAUAAUGAUACAAGAUAUAGUCGAUUUAAAUCAUUACGUGUUCGAGAUCGUUCGCCAUUUGGACCGGAAUUAUCAAUACCAAAUAAUACAGAAUAUCGAGCACAAGCUGGUGAUCUUAUUGAAUUACCUUGUGGUAUAUCAUCCAUAUCAACACAUGCAAGAAUAUCUUGGUGGAAAAAUGGCAUAGAAAUUGAGAAUAUUUCGGAAAAACUUUAUAAUAAUUCUUUAAUUCUUCAACUUUCACAUAUAUCUUCAAAUGAUUCCGGCAAUUAUGCAUGCCGAAUUGAUGAUGAAUUAAGUGGACGUCUGAUAUCUUCGAUGUCGUUGAAAGUUAAUGUUCCAAUUCAAUGUAGAAUGUCUGUUCAAGAAGCAAAUUUUAAUGCUGGAUCAAAAGCUAAAUUAAUUUGUACAAGUAAUUUAAUAAAGUCAAUUCCUACUCAAUGGCAAUGGUAUCAUAAUUCAAAUCGAAUAUCAACAAACAAUGAUCGAUAUUCCAUAAAUAAUCUAACACGAGAACAUAUGGGAAUGUAUCAAUGUUGUUACAUCAUAAGUUCUUCAGAUUCAAAUGCUUGUUGUGCACAAACUCAACUUCGUGUCAUCAAUUCACCGCCUUUUAUCCUUCCCGAUCAACAGACAAAUUCAAAUGUUAUUAUAAUUUCAUCAAAAGAUAUUUCACAUGUUUCAAUUGAUCUUAAUUUAACUAUUUAUGCUGAUCCAAUACCAAUUAUAGAUUUAUACAAAGACGAUCAACAAUUAAUAUCAAAUAAUCAAAUUGAUUAUUUACCAUCAGGAGAUAUUUUUACUCAUUAUCGUAUUCACGUAUCAAAUCUAAAUGAUACAGGUCUAUACGAAUAUCGAGUAAAGAAUUCUUUUGGAUCAAUUACAUUUUCUAAACAUAUUAAUAUCGAAGGACAAAAACCAUUUAUUAAACCAAUAUCAAAUUUAACUAUUGUAACUGGCAAAAAAUUUACACUUGCUUGUUAUGCAUCUGGUCAACCAAAUCUUGAAUUAAAAUGGAUUGAUGAUAGAACAAAACAAGUAAUUAAUACAUCAUUAACAUCACCUAUUCUAUUAACAUCAAUAAAUACACAAUCAAAUAUGUAUAUAUGUCAAGCAAAAAAUCUCUAUGGUGAUAAUUUCAUAAAAGCUUAUGUUAAAAUACAAAUUCCAUCGAAAAUCUUAUCUUUAACAUCAAAUAAAAUUAUAAAAAUAAAUGAAACAUUAAAUAUUUAUUGUUUAGCUGAAGGUGAUAACCAAUUUGAAUUAAAAAUAAAAAAUCCUUUAUCAAAAAAAUUAAAUAUAAUUGAAACAAAUUAUAAUUAUAGAAGAAAUUUAUCAUUAACUAUUGAAAAUAUUCAAAUGUCAGAUAGUGGUUUAUAUGAAUGUUAUGCAAAAAAUAAUUAUUCUGAAGAUCGUUCAACAUUUGAAAUUAUUGUACAAAAUGUACCGAAUAAAAUCGAAAAUAUUUUUAUUGAUAAUUCAAAUCAAAUUAUUUGGAAUAAACCAUUUGAUGGCAAUGGACAAAUUUUAAAAUAUAUUCUUCAUAUUCGAUAUAAACAAGGUACAUCUUGGUCAAAUGAAACGAUAAUUACAAUUAAUGAUAGUAAUAUAACAAGUUAUUCAUUUGAAAAUCUUUAUUCUAAAUGUACGAUAUCCAUAUCAAUUGAAGCAAUUAACAUAAUUGGUUCAUCAUUACCUAGUAAUCUUCAGUUUCAAACAAAUAUCAAACAGCUACUUAUUGCUCCCUAUAAUCUUACUGCAAUUAAUAUCUCAUCAAAAAGUGUAAUGCUAACAUGGCAGUAUCCAUCAUUUCAAUUAUGCAAUGAUUCAUUUAUUGAAUAUGUUAUCGAAAUAAUCGAUGAAUAUAAUCAAAGUAUUAGUCAAACUUUUAAACAUGAUUCAACAGCAUUUACUAUUAAUAAUUUAAAAAGUUUUGCUCAAUAUACAUUUCUUGUUUAUGCAAUGAAUGAAUUAGGAGCAAGUCCUAAAUCAAAACCAUUAACUAUACAAACAUUGGAAAGUGUUCCCCUUGCUACCAUAACAGAUUUAACAGUAACAUUAUUAAAUAUGUCAUCUGUUCGUAUCACGUGGACAUUUGACAAUCAUGAUUUUCAAUUUCUUAAUGGAAAAUUUCGAACAUUUGCAGUUACUAUUUAUGAAAAUUAUAAUAUGUCAACAUUAAUAACAAUUGAAACAAUAAAUUCAACUCUUAUUCUUAGUAAUCUUCAUUUAUCAACAGAAUAUUUUGUAUCAGUUGCCAUUUGUAAUUCUUUUGAUUGUGGUCCAUCGUCAUUAGCUAUCAAUAUUGAAACAUCAUUAUCAAGUAAGCUCUUAAUGAAUCUCUUAAAAAAUAAUUUUUUCAAGAAAGAAAUAUUCAAUCUUGAAACUAAAAAUUCCUAA